Nilaparvata lugens (brown planthopper) is the source of this 944-nucleotide messenger RNA. RefSeq lists its product as uncharacterized. The annotation marks the transcript as partial. The record is from RefSeq and is a predicted model, not a curated record. The transcript has 4 exons. NCBI's taxonomy places the organism in Eukaryota, Metazoa, Arthropoda, Insecta, Hemiptera, Delphacidae.
ACCGGGCCUCCUUCUCAAAAUUUGGAAAUCACAAUUCCCUCGAAAAUCGGCCGCAAACUGCCUCCUAUCUCCGACCAAUCAACUGAGACUACACCUGAUCGAAAACCUGAUCAAAUCCUAGGCAUUGUGAUCGGCUGUGUGAUUGGCGCCAUCUGCAUAAUAAUGUGCACCAUAGUGCUGGUGUACCGACACAAAUGCACCAAGCGGGGGCCUAUCUGCCGCACCGGGCAGGCGGCCGCCAACGGCUCCACCGGCUUCUAUCUGCCGCCCUCCACGCCUUUGACGAAAUGCACGAAAUGGAGUGCUUCACCGGACCUCUCGACACCAAGGGUGGCUUUCCACAAGAUCAAGUGAAUGGAUUAAAGCUGACUCUACUCACCAAUGGACGAAUUCCCAAUGGACAUGCAACAAGAGAACGUGAUCAUGGUGUCAGAAUAACAGAAAAUCCUCAGUUCAACUCGCCGAUCGGCAAUCUGUCGCCGGGCUCGUGCGAGGGCAUGCGCGUGGCCAGCGACGAGGGUGACAGUCUGCUCAGUGGAGGUCUCCAGGAGGCGGAGGUCGACGCCCUCGAGGAGGACGAUGAUGGCGAGAGCACCAGCCUCAACGACACGCAACUGACAGUACUGGACUGUUGCCAACAGCAUGGAAACGACAGGCAUCUGACAGCCUGUUGCCAACAGCACGGAAACGACAGGCACCUGACAGCAGCGCUGGACUGUUGCCAACAGAACGAGGCGACUGUCAAGUGCUGCAAGGCAGAACGGAUGAUAGCCGACGAUGAUGACGGCUUCCAUGAGAACGAGGCCACCGUCAUCAUCACCUCAUCAUGUUGGGGCCCACGGAUGAGUGCGGCACAAGCGGCUGGCACCCCGUCGCAAGCUCCUGCCGUUCUAGUACACACACAACUCACUCUCAGUCACAGACACACACAAUCGGCACAACAG